Messenger RNA from Harpia harpyja (harpy eagle), 4739 nucleotides. RefSeq names its product SHC adaptor protein 1 (gene SHC1). Gene Ontology annotation, molecular function: receptor tyrosine kinase binding. Lineage: Eukaryota; Metazoa; Chordata; Aves; Accipitriformes; Accipitridae. Gene Ontology annotation, biological process: cell surface receptor protein tyrosine kinase signaling pathway; intracellular signal transduction. Gene Ontology annotation, cellular component: plasma membrane. The coding region runs from base 2576 to 4411 and encodes 611 amino acids. The transcript is spliced from 12 exons. The record is from RefSeq and is a predicted model, not a curated record.
GGGGUCCGCGGCGGUGACACCUCUGGUCUCCAAGGGCUGGGAGCAGCAAUACGUCUCCUCACCAGCCAGUGCAGGCUGGCAGGGUGACGUGGGCUGGCUGGCCUCGGGAUGUUCUGAUAAAAUCAGAAAUCAUUCCAUCUUAUAAAAGCAGAGGCCUGUCUGAGCAGGGGGCUGCGGCUCCUGGGGUGUGCCAGCCCCUUGGUGCAUGUUGGGGAUGGCUGCUCCGAGCCCUGUUGCCUGUCUGGGCGACAGUCGGGGCCUGGGGUAGUGGGAAGGGGCUGAGGAGAUCCCCCUGCCCCUGCGCAGUUCCCUCCUGCUCUUAUCCCGGCAAGGCCCUGAGGAAGCAUUGGGGCUCAUGGAGCCCGUGGUGGGCAUGUGGGGGGACCCCAGCCCCACAUCUGCCAGCGGCCAGGCCCUCGUGGGCAAACCCCACUGCUUCAUGCCCGUUCAAUGCCGCCUAGCUGGGCUUCCCCCGACACAACCGGGGGCUGCGGCUGGCCCCUCGUGGGGCUGGCGGCUUCCUGGCUCCCUGGCCCCGGGCUUCCUGCUUUUCUUUAGAACUGCAGUGCUGCCGGCCACGGGAAGGUCACAGCACUGAGCGACUGGGGGGCCCCUGGUGGGGACGAGCGCUUCACAGGACGGCUGGUGCAGUCUCUGUGCCCGUGGGACCACCGCUGCUAGUGGCUGAGGUGGGGGCUGGUGGUCGCGGAGGCGGUGUGCGCGGCCGAGGCGAUGCUCCGGCACCAGGAGGGGGGUGGGUGAUGGACCUGCCGUUGUGAGCCACGGCCCCUUGCACCGUGCAGGAGGCUAUUUCCAGCUCCGUCCUGGCUUCCAUUUCCCUGUCCCUGUGGCGGUGUGCCAGCGUUUGGGAAGCAGGGUGGGCAGCCACCAGGGCUGAGCAGCGCCCGGCGGCGGGUCCAAGCAGGGAGAGCCCUUCCCUUAGGCUGGAUUUACCUGGUUUUGGCUCUGUGGCUGGUUUUGCAGAGUGCCUGGUGCCUGGGAAGGCCCUGGGCCAUGGUGGGUCAGAGGGGUUGGGUGCUGCGGGGCUGCCUGAAAUCCCUGCUUCAGCCCACGGGAGGUGGAAGGGAGGAGAGCUCUUGCACCCCGGGGAGGCUGAGGUGGACGAGGCUGUGAAGAGCGGCGUGGGCGGUGCGGUUGGGUUGGCCCGAGGUCCCACUGGUGUGCCGGUGUGUCAAGGACAGGGGGAAGCAGUGGAGACUUGCCCCUGACACCCCUACCCACCGGUGGGGGCUCUGUCCAGCUCCCCAUGGUAGAAAGGGCCGAGGAUUGCCCCCUGGCAUGCUCUCACUGCCUGCUCCUGCUAGCUCCGCCUGUGACCUUGAUUCUUCUGCUCCAGAUAGGCACUGGGUCCCCACCCCUCGCCAGGAGCCCCUCCUGCACUGCGCCCCAGCCCGCACGCAGCCCCCGCCGCGGGCAGAGCCUGCCCCGCCGCCUGUGAGUCAGCACGGCCCUUCCGAUUAGCGGCAGCCCCUUCUCCUCUCCCGGGAGGAGUCACCGCUCAGUGCCGGCUGCGAUGCGGGAAGGAGCAGCAGCAAUUAGCAGCAGCCACCUCUCCUGCCGGCUCCCCACCGCGGCCGGGGGCCCGUGCUGAGCCCUGCCGACAGCCCACCUGUAUCCUGCUCCUGGGCAUCCUCCUCUUCCUCCCACCAGCCCUCCGGGCGAGAUCCGUGCCCGGAGCUGUGCUCACGAAGGACUGGAUGUCCUUGCAUCCCAGGCAGCUGCAAGCACUGGCAGCAUCUCACCAUUGCAGCUCCCCUGGCUUCGGGUGCCGCUCCCCCCAGCAGAGCCUGGGGAGCCAACGACGGUUGCCUGCCGCUAGCACGUGGGUUGCGUAGUGCUGGCUGCCACAGAAGGACCUUGUUCGCUCCUGGACAGUGCUCGGAGUGGGGCUGGGCUGGGCUUGGAUGCGCUCUGUGGCUGCCUUGUCUCAGGGCUUUAAAUAUUCAUGCUUUUGAUUUCCUCUUAGUGGCUGGCGACAGCAGGGCAGCGCAGGGGCUGAAGCGAGUCGGCUGGGGUGGAGGGCAGCCGUGCCAGACCCGGUGGUGAGGCAGAGGGGCUGGAUCCGGCCUCAGCUGAAGACAAUGGGAUUUGUAGCUGGCCCGGUGCAGGAGCGACGUGGGGCUGUAGGGCUUGAGUACCUCCAGGCUGGGGGCCAAGUAUGCUGAGGCCCCCCUCCCCAUGCUGGCGGCUCCCUGGGGCGUCGCCACAGCCCCAUUUUCCUCCCCGCCGCGGUGGGAGCGUGGGGUCGCUCUCUGUCUGGCCGUAUCCGCGCAUCCUUGCUGACGCCGAUUGUGAUCGAUCAGCUGCAACGGCACAGAGCCGGGCAGCCCUUGGACCUGCUGCCUGGUGUCCUGGGGCCGGCUCUCCCUGCCAGCCAUGCCAGGCUAGCGUGGACCUGGCGCAGAGCUCAGCCGAGGCUUCUGCUUGGGGGUGGCUUCCCAGUGGCUGCAGGUGCUCGGACUCUCCAUGGGGCCCCCAUGAGACCCGGCUGGCUGCCUCCACCCCGCUGCCAGACAGGACCGGACGGCCCUAGCCCUUCUUGCCUCUCUCCAGCAUGGAUCUCCUGCAGAAGAGCAAAUACAGCCACCUGCGGAACGAGUCCGUCUCCUCUCUGGAGGAGGCUGUGGGGGGCGUGGGGGUCCCAGCCUCCCCGGUGGAGUCCCUCACAGGCACGCAGUCUCUGCCUGGCUCCCUGUCCUCCUCUUCCCUCGGCCCCACGGCACCUCUUGGAGAGUUCUCGCCCGAGUCAGAGGACAGCCCCACCACCCUCUGCUCCUUCUUCCCCAAAAUGGCCAACCUGAAGCUCUCGAACCCCGCCAACCUGCUCAGCCUGCGGGGCUCCUUGGCCGGCAGCAGCCCGGGGGAGCCCGGCCCUGCAGGGAUGCUGGAACUGGCACCGGGGGGGACUGCCGGCCCCGACUCAGCAGGACCUGUCACUGUCUGUUCCCAGGAUAUGAACAAGCUGAGCUGCGGGAAGAAGACGCGGGUGGAAGGCGGCCAGCUGGGGGGUGAUGAAUGGACCCGCCACGGCAGCUUCGUCAAUAAGCCCACCCGUGGCUGGCUGCACCCGGAUGACAAGGUCAUGGGCCCUGGGGUCUCCUACCACGUCCGGUACAUGGGCUGCGUGGAAGUCCUCCAGUCCAUGAGGGCUUUGGAUUUCAACACCAGGACGCAGGUCACCAGGGAGGCCAUCGGGCUGGUGUGUGAGGCUGUGCCCGGUGCCAAGGGAGCUGUGCGGAGGAGGAAGCCCUGUGGCCGCUCCCUGAACUCCAUCCUGGGCAAGAGCAACCUGAAGUUCGCCGGCAUGCCCAUCACCCUGACCAUCUCCACCAGCAGCCUCAACCUCAUGGCUUCUGACUGCAAGCAGAUCAUUGCCAACCACCACAUGCAGUCCAUCUCUUUCGCUUCUGGGGGAGACCCGGACACAGCCGAGUACGUCGCCUAUGUUGCCAAAGAUCCCGUCAAUCAGAGAGCCUGCCAUAUCCUGGAGUGCCCUGAGGGCUUGGCGCAGGAUGUGAUCAGCACCAUUGGGCAGGCCUUCGAGCUGCGGUUUAAGCAGUACCUGAAGAACCCCCCAAAGCUGGUGACACCACACGACAGGAUGGCGGGGUUUGAUGGCUCUGCCUGGGAUGAGGAAGAGGAGGAACCAGCCCCAGAUCACCAGUACUACAAUGACUUCCCCGGCAAGGAGCCUCCCAUCGGGGGGGUUGUGGACAUGCGGCUGCGGGAUGGGGCUGCUCAGACCCCCAAUCACCUGGGGGCCACGCUGCCUGUCGGCCAGUCGUCUGGCGGGGAGUACGACCCCCGGAAGCAGCACACUCCUGCCCAAGCAGGGAGAGAGAAAUACUUGGCUCCGGUGGGUGCAUCCGGCCGCACAGACCUGUUUGAUGACCCAUCUUAUGUCAACGUGCAGAACGUGGACAAGACACGCCAAGCGUCGGCCGCUGGCACCCCCGCAACCGCCAACGGCAGCACCCAGAGAGACCUCUUCGACAUGAAGCCCUUUGAAGAUGCCCUGCGUGUCCCCCUGUCUGUGCCCAUGGGGCUGCCCCCUGCCCAGGUGGUGGCCUCCAUAGAGGAGCAGCUGAGACGGGAGCCGUGGUACCAUGGGAAGAUGAACCGCAAGGAGGCCGAGAAGCUGCUGAAGGUGAACGGAGACUUCCUGGUGCGAGAAAGCACCACCACCCCGGGCCAGUACGUGCUGACCGGCUUGCAGGGUGGGCAGCCCAAGCAUCUGCUACUCGUCGAUCCUGAGGGAGUGGUGCGGACGAAAGACCACCGCUUUGAGAGUGUCAGUCACCUCAUCAGCUACCACAUGGACAAUCACCUACCCAUCAUCUCGGCUGGCAGCGAGAUGUGCCUGCAGCAGCCCGUGGAGAGGAGACUCUGAGUGCUUGGGGGGCCCCGGUGCACAGCCCCCCAGCCCUGCUCCCUGCCCCUGGGAGCCCUCGGACUCUGCCUGGGACUGAGCAUGGACUUGGCCAGGGACGGGGCCUGUCCCCCUCUGCCAGGUGGAGCUGGUGGCCGUGGUGGCUGCGGGCAGCAUGGUGUGAGCUGCCUGCAGCAUGGGGGGCUGUUCUUGCCAAAGCCCCUGCCUCCCCCCAGCUCCAGCCUUUGCACAGCAGCUCAGCUCCUACCAAAACCCGGCCCUGCUGCCGUGCUGCAGCUGCUCUCUGGCGUGGGCAUGGGCUCAGGGCUGGUGGAAUCGAGCCCCCCCC